Mesocricetus auratus (golden hamster) is the source of this 1874-nucleotide messenger RNA. RefSeq names its product reticulon 4 interacting protein 1 (gene Rtn4ip1). Gene Ontology annotation, molecular function: oxidoreductase activity; zinc ion binding. The coding region runs from base 379 to 1572 and encodes 397 amino acids. The transcript has 9 exons. The record is from RefSeq and is a predicted model, not a curated record. Gene Ontology annotation, cellular component: mitochondrion. Lineage: Eukaryota; Metazoa; Chordata; Mammalia; Rodentia; Cricetidae.
AAGGAGACCACGGCUGGGAUCGUAUCGGGAAUCGGAGGUUUCCAGUCGCCUGCCUGGGGAUUGCAAAUGCUGUUUGCUGGCCCCACCGAGGGGUCCCUGCUAGUUUGUUUUUUUCCUUAAGGGGAAGGAGAGUGGAAGGAAGGGGCAUGCACAGGAUACUGACCGGACGUGAACUGGAGUAUUUCUGAUGUAGGGAUUCUAGUUGCUUGUUCAGGUCAAGUUCGUUUCCGGAAGCUCCUCCCCCCUUUAAUUGACUAGUGGGGUUUGGCAGAAUUUGGAUGAAUUGAAGUGGGCUAGCUUGACCCACUCGUGGUGGUUUCUUUCUUUCUUUUUUCUUUUCUUUUGUAUUUUGAGGACGCGGCUCCAUCCCCGUGCAGGAUGGAAGUUUUCAAGUCUUGUGUGCUUAGAAGAAGUGCAUGUGCCGCCGCCGCCUGCUUCUGGAGAAGCAAAGCUAUCUCAAAGCGGCCAGUUAGAGAGAUUAGUACUACGUCUGCGCGAAACACGGUCAUGCCCGCUUGGGUGAUAGAUAAGUAUGGAAAGAACGAAGUUCUUCGAUUCAACCAGAACAUGUUGUUACCGAUCAUACACUAUCCAAACGAAGUCAUUAUCAAAGUCCAUGCUGCCAGUGUAAAUCCUAUAGAUGUUAAUAUGAGAAGCGGUUAUGGAGCAGCAGCUUUAAAUAUGAAACGUGACCCUUUGCAUAUAAGAACCAGAGGAGAAGAGUUUCCACUGACUCUGGGUAGGGAUGUGUCUGGUGUGGUGAUGGAGUGUGGGCUUGAUGUAAAGUAUUUCCAGCCUGGAGAUGAGGUCUGGGCUGCCGUUCCUCCUUGGAAACAAGGCACUCUCUCAGAAUUCGUUGUGGUCAGUGGGAAUGAGGUCUCGUACAAGCCCAAAUCACUCACUCAUACUCAAGCUGCCUCUUUGCCAUAUGUGGCUCUCACAGCCUGGUCUGCCAUAAACAAAGUUGGUGGCCUGAAUGCCAAGAAUUGCAAGGGAAAACGUGCUUUAAUCUUGGGCGCCUCAGGUGGAGUUGGUACUUUUGCGAUACAGAUAAUGAAAGCAUGGGGUGCUCAUGUGACAGCAGUUUGCUCUCAGGACGCUGGUGCCCUUGUAAAGAAGCUUGGAGCAGAUGAAGUCGUUGAUUACACGUCGGGAAGUGUGGAAGAGCAAUUGAAAUCCUUAAAACUGUUUGACUUUAUCCUCGAUAAUGUUGGUGGAUCUACUGAAACAUGGGCUCUAAAUUUUCUCAAGAAGUGGUCAGGAGCCACCUAUGUGACUCUGGUGACGCCUUUCCUCCUGAACAUGGACCAACUGGGCAUUGCUGAUGGCAUGUUGCAGACUGGAGUCACCAUGGGUACCAAGACAUUGAAGCAUUUCUGGCAAGGAGUGCAUUACCGCUGGGCCUUCUUCAUGGCCAGUGGUCCAUAUCUAGAUGAAAUUGCAGAACUGGUGGAUGCAGGAAAGAUUCGGCCAGUAAUUGAACAAACCUUCCCCUUUUCUGCCGUCCCAGAAGCCUUCCUGAAGGUGGAAAGAGGCCACGCCCGAGGGAAGACUGUGGUUAACGUCAUUUAAACGAACAUGUGCGUGCCAGCUGCUUUCGUCUUGCUGAGUGCCUGUGAUCUGGACAUCUAGCCCUCUAGAUAUUUUUCCAAGCUAGAUUCUAAGUUGCAUGAUGUGUUUACAGACCUAAAUGUGGACUGGUGAGACGACUCAGCAGAUAAAGCUGCUGGGAGUGCAAACACGGCUUCCUGAGCCCCAUCCCUGGAACUCACAUAAAGGGGGGAGCGCACUGAGGCCACAGAACUGUUUUCUGAUCCUCUGCCCCAUGCUCAUGCCUCCACAAUGAUAAAGAAAAUAAAUAAUUUUUAAUAUUG